AUGUAUAAUAACAACCAAAGGCCGAGAGAAAAUACCUUUAAAGAAAUUAAAGGAUAUGUUUCUAAACGAGCAAGAUUACAAUUAGAUAAUAACAAUUUAGAAAAAAUACAAACCGAAAAUGGAAACACGACCUCAGAAACAUCCCAUGAAUCACAACUAUCUAUUACUAAAUUACUUAGUCUUCCAAACCGAAUUCGUUCCGCAUUGGAGAAUGACCACGCACAUAUCAAUGUAGAAAGAUCUAGCACCAUUCCGAGACGGAAAAUAAUAUCUUUUCCAAAAGAGCACACUAAAGGUGUGAAUUCUUUAUCAUGGUGUGGAUCUUUUGGACAGGUAUUGGCAUCCGCAUCUAUGGAUUGCACGGUCAGAAUUUGGGACGUUUUUAGAACAAAGAAAUGCGUUCGAAUUAUAAAACAUGAUGGAGCCGUGAAGGACAUCCGAUGGAAUAUUAACUUUAACAAUAUACUUUCUGGCGGAUAUGAUAAAACUGCAAAGAUAUCUGAUAUUGAAACUGGAAUUACUAUACAAGAAUCUAGAAAAUUUUUUGGUAGUGUUAAUGACAUUGAAUUUUUCCCUAGCGGGGAUAACGUUCUUACUUGUUCCGACUACGUAGUCAGAAACGCGUCUGAUAAAAAUAUUAUGGUUUGGGAAAUUGAUUCUAUGACGGCAAUAUCUAAUCAAAUUUAUCAAGAAGCAUUUUCUUGUACUGCACUUCGAUUCCAUCCAUUUCGUAAACACUUUGUUGCACAAUCAAAUGGAAAUUAUGUCGCCAUUUUUGGUGGUGAAAAGCCAUGGAAAUUAGAUAAGAGGAAGCGCUUUGAAGGCCAUCUUGUGAACGGUCAUCCUAUCCGUUGUAACUUUUCAGCAGAACCUGAACAAGGUAGAUUUUUAGCAUCAGGAGAUGCAAAUGGUGGUAUAUUCUUUUAUGAGUGGUCGUCGUCAAAAGUUGUAAAGGUAAUAGAAGGCGCGCAUCAGGGAGCUUGUAUUGAUGUAUGCUGGCAUCCUUUGUUGAAUGGAAUUAUUGCUAGUUGCGGCUGGGAUGGGAAAGUAGCAUUAUGGGGUACUAAUACAUUCACAUUAUAA
Messenger RNA from Cetraspora pellucida, 1083 nucleotides. NCBI's taxonomy places the organism in Eukaryota, Fungi, Glomeromycota, Glomeromycetes, Diversisporales, Gigasporaceae. The record is from the annotation of a GenBank genome assembly.